Triticum aestivum (bread wheat) is the source of this 1329-nucleotide messenger RNA. RefSeq names its product putative protease Do-like 14. The transcript is spliced from 9 exons. Gene Ontology annotation, molecular function: protein binding. NCBI's taxonomy places the organism in Eukaryota, Viridiplantae, Streptophyta, Magnoliopsida, Poales, Poaceae. The record is from RefSeq and is a predicted model, not a curated record. The coding region runs from base 1 to 1206 and encodes 401 amino acids.
AUGGCGGCGGUGGAGCUUCCACAGCGCAAGUCGCCGCCGGCGUCGAAGAGCAGAGAGGAGAGGAGAGUGAGAGUGAGAGCAGAGAUGAGUGCGGGCAGGGGAGCAAAAUUCCGACGCUCGAGCACUUUAGACCCCCCGACCAGGUUUCACACUCAAGCGCUUCUCCCCGUGCGUGAGUCUCGAGGCAAGGCGGCGCUCUCUGCUGCUAAAUCUCUUGUUGGGAUUUCAUCAUCUCUUGAUAUAGGUAGCAAGCCUCUAAAGCGGUGCUCUGGUUUAUUGAUUGAUUGGGACGAGGAGAGCAAAACCUGCGUUGUUUUGACAACUGCACAUCUGAUUCGCACAAAGGAUUCUCCUGUCAAUGUCUGGUUAGGCGGAGAAGAGUAUACUUCCAAUGCUGAUGUCACUGUUCAUUUACUAGAUGGCACUAGUGAAAAGGGUCAGCUGCUGUACUACCAGCCACACUAUGAUCUUGCUUUUGUGCGGGUUAAAGUGGACCAGCCUAUCCAGUUGUCGUCUUUCAGUGAAGAAGUGACAUUUGCUGAAGAAGUUCUUCGGCUAGGAAGAGACAAUAUGUUAGAUCUAUGGAUAACUUAUGGUAGAGCUGCAUAUCAGAAUCCAGAUAUUGAUGAGCGGUAUCAUUACAUGUACUUUGAUUGUGCAGAUGAUGAUAACGAUGAUGACGAGUAUGACAACGGAGGGCUAGUCAUUAGCUUGGAUGGAAAAAUUGUUGGAAUGUUCAACAUUAGCUCGAGGGGGUCUUUCAUACCUUCUUCUAUUUUGCUCAGUUGUGUGGAUUUGUGGAAGAAAUAUGGGCGCAUCCCCCGGCCCCAACUUGGAAUGACGUUUGAGGCCAUCAAGCUUCUAGAGCCUGCUCAUGUUGACAAGAUAUGGUGCAUGUGCCACAUUGAUGAUGGUCUUGUUGUUCAAGAGGUCUUGAAAGGAUCUCCUGCUGAUAAAUUUGGAAUCGAAAGAGGUGAUAUUGUUGAGUGUUUCAAUGGAGAACCCAUUUCUAAUACUGUUGAGUUGGAGAAUAGGUUGAUGAACACAUGCAAGGGCCUUUCAGACAAUUAUAAUGACCUUGUUGAAGUUCAUGUUUCUGUUGUGGUGUUUCACACGCUUAAAAAACAGCGAAGGAUUGGAGAGUUGACUGUAAGUGUAUCAGAUCUUGGAGAAAUUAUUGCAAGAGGUACACAUCUCCUAUUUUAACCUAGUCCCAUCUAAAAAUUAUCUUGAGGGUUAAUUUGAUUUAUUCCUCUCUGAAUUUCUAGAGAUAAAAAAAUGCCACUGCAGAAAAACGACUUGUCAAAAAUGCCACCACAGCUUCCCUAU